CAAAAUUUUAGCGUUCCGGAUCCCGAACAAGCAUGGCAGCUUCCAUUAGAGCACGAUAAGUUUUUAUUGUAUGUUCAGGAUUGGUCUUGUUUAUUUGAUGCUAAUUUAUUAGCAAAAGUUUUAUUUUGUAAUGGUUCGUACAUUCUGUUGUUGGGAACAAUGCUUGGCCUACUUUUGAAAGAGGUAUCUCUGGCACUAAGGGAAGGUCGGAUCACUCCAUCUGAGCUUUGUCGUGAGUCUCUCUCCCUUAUUAAAAAAAGAAAAUUCCUGAAUGCUUUCAUCACUGUAGCAGAAGAUACUGCUUUACAGCAGGCCAAAGCAGCAGAUGAAAGGUUUGCAAAAGGUAAUCCACUUGGACCUUUGGAUGGAGUCCCAGUUGCAUUUAAGGACAAUUUUAGUACAGCAGGCAUUCCGACAACUUGCGCUUCAAAUAUGCUGAAAGGUUACAUACCUCCUUUCAAUGCUACAGUAGUCCAGAAACUGAUAGAUCAAGGUGCCGUACUGGUUGGAAAGACCAAUUUAGAUGAAUUUGCAAUGGGCUGUGGUAGUACUGACAGUGUGUUUGGACCAGUGAAGAAUCCAUGGAGUUUCUCUGAGAACUACAAACAAAGGUGCCAACUGAACUUUAAGAAGACCGAUGACUGUGACUGGCUGGUUGCUGGAGGUAGCUCUGGUGGUAGUGCUGUUGCUGUUGCCUCAUUAACAUGUUUUGCGACAUUGGGAUCUGAUACAGGUGGAUCCACAAGGAACCCAGCUGCUCACUGUGGAGUUGUAGGGCUAAAGCCCACAUAUGGGCUGGUUUCCCGUCAUGGUCUGAUUCCUCUAGUAAAUUCGAUGGAUGUGCCUGGCAUUUUCACUAGGUGUGUGGAUGAUGCAGCUACUGUUUUAGGUAUACUCGCUGGUCAUGAUCCCAAAGACUCUACCACUGUGCAAGAGUCCUUCAAGCCAUUUCAGCUCCCUGAUGGGAUAAAUGUCAAGAAUAUAUGCAUUGGUAUUCCUAAGGAGUAUCAUGCUGAAGGUCUGUCAAAGGAAACUGUGGAACUGUGGUCAAAAGCAGCUGACCUUUUUGAAAGGGCUGGUGCUAGAGUUGUUCAGGUGUCCUUGCCUCAUACACAGUACUCGAUUGUCUGCUAUCAUGUGCUUUGUGCGGCUGAAGUGGCAUCUAACAUGGCAAGAUUUGAUGGACUUGAAUAUGGACAUCGCAGUAACAUAGACAGUUCCACCGAUACCAUGUACGCAGCAUCAAGACAUGAAGGAUUUAAUGAUGUUGUCCGGGGAAGAAUUCUGUGUGGAAACUACUUUCUUCUGAAACAGAAUUAUGAACGCUACUUUGUUAAAGCCCAGAAGGUGCGACGUCUCAUUGCCAAUGAUUUUAUGAAGGUAUUCCAUUCUGGAGUUGAUAUCUUGCUAACCCCAACAACACUCUGUGAUGCUGUUCCAUACCUGGAGUUCAUCAAAGAAGAUAACAGAACACGAACUGCACAGGAAGAUGUUUUUACACAACCUGUCAAUUUAGCAGGCCUACCAGCUGUGACUGUUCCUACUGCACUGUCACAGAGAGGUUUGCCAAUUGGACUCCACUUUAUAGGUCGUAAAUUCCAUGAUGAACAGCUCUUGACAGUGGCAAAGUGGUUUGAACAGCAAGUGAACUUUCCAAAUGCUGUACUUAAAGACAUAAGCACCAGCUGCCGGGACCUUUCUUAGCACAGAGCUUUCUCAGCAAAUUAAUCACAUUUUGUGUGAUGUAAUAUGUUAUAUGAAGUAUGAAUGUUAUUUUGAAUUUUAACUCUGUAAAUAAAUUAUUUAUAUAUAUA
Molecule: messenger RNA, 1814 nt
Organism: Protopterus annectens (West African lungfish)
Lineage: Eukaryota; Metazoa; Chordata; Ceratodontiformes; Protopteridae
Gene: QRSL1
Product: glutaminyl-tRNA amidotransferase subunit QRSL1
Exons: 11
Coding region: 160-1704 (514 amino acids)
Biological process (GO): glutaminyl-tRNAGln biosynthesis via transamidation; mitochondrial translation
Cellular component (GO): mitochondrion; glutamyl-tRNA(Gln) amidotransferase complex
Molecular function (GO): glutaminyl-tRNA synthase (glutamine-hydrolyzing) activity
Source: RefSeq, a predicted model, not a curated record